GGGCUCGGGCGCGGGGGGGGGGGGGGCCGCGGAGCGAUGGCCCGCUCCGGCCGCUGGGGCGGAUAAGACCCCGUCGCGCCGCCGCGGGUGUGGGCCGGAGGGAGGAGACGGUGCCCGAGCGCCACGGAGUAUGACGGGGCUGUACGAGCUGGUGUGCCGGGUGCUGCACGCGCUGCUCUGCCUGCACUGCACGCUCACCUCCUGGCUCCGCGUUCGCUUCCGCACCUGGAACUGGAUCUGGCGGCGCUGCUGUCGCGCCGCCUCCGCCGCGGUCCUAGCGCCGCUCGGCUUCACGCUCCGCAAGCCCCCGGCCGCCUGCAGGAACCGGCGUCAUCACCGGCAUCCCCACGGGGGACCCGGGCCGGCCGCCACCCACCCCCGGCUGCGCUGGCGCGCGGACGGCCGGUCCCUGCAGAAGCUGCCGGUGCACAUGGGCCUGGUGAUCACCGAGGAGGAGCAGGAGGAGCCCAGCUUCUCGGACAUCGCGAGCCUCGUGGUGUGGUGUAUGGCCGUGGGGAUCUCCUACAUUAGCAUCUACGACCACCAAGGUAUUUUCAAGAGAAAUAAUUCCAGAUUGAUGGAUGAAAUUUUAAAACAGCAGCAGGAACUUUUGGGCCUAGAUUGUUCCAAAUACUCACGAGAGUUUGCAAACAGUAACGACAAAGACGAUCAAGUUUUAAAUUGCCAUUCAGCAGUGAAGGUGCUGUCCCCAGAAGAUGGAAAAGCGGAUAUUGUGAGAGCUGCCCAGGACUUUUGCCAGUUAGUAGCUCAGCAGCAGAGGAGACCCACAGAUUUGGAUGUAGAUCUGCUAGGCGGCUUACUUAGUUCACACGGUCUCCCUGAUCCUGAUCUAGUGUUGAAGUUUGGUCCUGUGGACAGCACAUUAGGCUUUAUUCCCUGGCAAAUCAGAUUGACUGAGAUCAUCUCUUUGCCUUCUCACCUAAACAUCAGUUAUGAGGACUUUUUCUCCGCCCUUCGUCAGUAUGCAGCUUGUGAACAGCGUCUGGGAAAGUAGUGGUUCCUGGUUGCAUCAUAUGGUUUCAGACUUCUGGAGAAAAGGACCUAAUUGACUCUGAUGUUUACAAAGUACCUAUAAAACCUUGUACACACCUAGUUCAUAUUCCUCAUAAUUUAUCAACAAACACAAAAAAGUGUCUUACUUGAGAGUGAAUGAGUGUGUGUGUGUGUGUGUGUGUGUGUGUGUGUGUGCAUGUGUGUGUGGAGAUAAAUUUAUAAAUGGGGCACAUUGGAGAUUGGAGUACAUAGAAUGGAGUACACUACACAGUUCAAGCACGUAGGGGCCAUGUCUUGGAACUGAGAGUUCAGAUGUAAAGGCUUCAGCUCCUGCUACUUCUCUGUUUUUGUGGAGAGUACAGGCAGUGAGUAGAGCUGGCUUAGUUUGUGGUGGGAGGGGAUGGUUUUUGUUCAGUCUUUAUAGUGACCAAACUUUAAUUUUUAAGAAUAAUAUAUUGACUUACUGGUGGAAGUGUUCUCACUUUGAGGGACACUCGGAGAGUCUGCAUUGUUCGCGUGCUGAAGUUUGCUCAUCUGCAGAGCAAAGGGAACCUCCUCAGUUUUCCGUCCGUUUCAUUUCAUUAUAGUCAACAGUGUGACCUGAGAGUAUUGCUCCAGUGUCUGGCUUGUAAAGAUCAUUUGAAAAAAAGAAUCUUACAAUAUUGAAGUACAGAAUACAAAAAAUUUAAAUACUGAAUUAGGCAGUCAAAAACCAAAAAAGUGAAUAAAUGAUCAUCUUAAAGAUGGAGAAUUUUCUAAGAAGGCAGUUUUGUUUCCUUGUGUGAAGAGUACUAUGUUCUAUAGUACCCAAGGCAUUUAUAAAGAGAUGUUUCCAUUAGCUUUUUAUUUCAAAGAAACAUUUGAGAGAAGUUACCAAGGCAGCUCUUUCCCUCAGAAGUAGCCCGCCCUCCCCUGAGUGCUCCUGGGCUUUUCUUUGUCCAGUAAACCUCAGUGACAACCUUGCAUAUGAUUAAGUAGGAUGGAGGCCUGUAUUACCAAAGUCUGGGAGCAUAAUUUACUUGAUUCUACAUUCUCUUGAAUUCUAGAGAACAGCACUGGUUCUGACAGAAUUGAAUUCUCGAUAGAUGUUUAAUGCUUUUCCACUGAUAAUCUCUGAAUGGAAAGCGUUCUUUAUAUUUGAUGGACAGUUUUCAGAAAACUUUGAUCAACAAGUGUACCCGAGUCAUGUACAUCCAGAAUAGAGCAGUUUAAAUACUAGGCCUCAGAAAUCUGAAAAACAGCAAAGAAUGUGGGUUUGGAAAGUAUGGUCUAGAAUUGCCUGUCAGAUUCUGAAGAAUCUGUGUUUCAGCUUUGGAUUACAAACCCCAUUUAUGAUUUUUAAAAUAUACUUGAAAUAAAAAGAUUAAAAUGAAUUUUGGUCCAGUGACAUUACUUUGCACUUCGGUUUUUUUGUACACAAUUUUAAAGUCUUAAUUUAUUGCCAAAAUUUUGUGUGAUGCUACAGUGUAUUUAAAGGUUAUUAGAGAAUCCCCCUUUUCUGUUCCUUGUGCGGUGACCUCUGUUCCUCUGGUUUUAUUCCUCCAUUGGGGUUGGGGUAAUUUAAGGCAGUUGAUCACCUGUUGUAAAUGUGAUAAUAUAAAUACAGACCUUCUGGGGUAUGUGCAGCUUUAAUGAAUUAAAUUUACUGGGUUCAGUUGAAAUAAGGGGAUUCAAAGUUGUUAAAAUGAAGUUUGCCAAAUUACUCUUUGGGAUAGAGCCAAAAUUGUGAAGCGGUAGAUUACUACAUUUUCUUUCUUCCAUAAUAUAACACAACAAAACAAAUCUGUUGUGGCCUUAGGGAAAAAAGCUUAAGCAAAUUAAGGGUUUUGAAUUUAAAUCCAGGCAUUGAGGAAUCUUUUCACUUGAGGUCAACUGCUCGUGCAGUCUCUACAACUUGAAUCGCACUGGUCACCCUUCAGUUCCUGCCAAGGUCAUCAUCACAAGCUGGAUAUCAUCAAACUCCCUUUGUGCUCCCAAGGAACUUCGUGUCUUCGUGUGUAUUAAAGGGUGUUCUCUUUAAGUUGUUUCUCCUUGACACGCUCCACAAUGGGAAGACACUGAGUCGAACCUGCUCCACAGAGGGCAUGGAGCACACAAAGAAGUUGGAGGGAUUAACUUCGCUCGGAGUCUGAUUGUAGAUUGCUCCUUGAAACUGACUGGUUAAUGUUUGAACUUUAAAAGCUUAUUAUAAUGUGAAUAGCAAAUUCUGGUAUAUUGUGACUAAGGCUUAAGAAUGCCUGUUUUUGACAAUAAAAAUGUUCUAUUAAUAAUCAACAGUGCCAAAUACACUGUGCAUAUCUAUAAUUUACCAUUUGAAUGUAUGUUAAUUAGCUACUCCCUUCUCUGUGAUGGUCCCAUGCUUAGUGUCAGUGAAGUCCUUGUGAUGUGUGUCAUGCCUGUAGAUUUUGGCAACGUGUAAAUAAUAUGUACAGUAAGUUUUUAUGAUUAAGGAAUCAAAUUUAUUGAAUUUUAUUAUUGAAAGUUGAAAUAAGAUGUACGAACAAAAAAUCAAUAAAAGAAUAUACUCUUUUCAUGAA
Onychomys torridus (southern grasshopper mouse) is the source of this 3551-nucleotide messenger RNA. It is a transcript of the gene Nus1, whose product is annotated as NUS1 dehydrodolichyl diphosphate synthase subunit. The record is from RefSeq and is a predicted model, not a curated record. NCBI's taxonomy places the organism in Eukaryota, Metazoa, Chordata, Mammalia, Rodentia, Cricetidae. Gene Ontology annotation, cellular component: dehydrodolichyl diphosphate synthase complex; endoplasmic reticulum membrane. Bases 131 to 1015 code for a protein of 294 amino acids. Gene Ontology annotation, molecular function: ditrans,polycis-polyprenyl diphosphate synthase [(2E,6E)-farnesyl diphosphate specific] activity. The transcript is spliced from 5 exons.